This is a messenger RNA of Dichotomopilus funicola, 1527 nucleotides long. RefSeq names its product GWT1-domain-containing protein. The record is from RefSeq and is a predicted model, not a curated record. The transcript is spliced from 2 exons. Gene Ontology annotation, molecular function: glucosaminyl-phosphatidylinositol O-acyltransferase activity. Gene Ontology annotation, biological process: GPI anchor biosynthetic process; protein localization to plasma membrane. Gene Ontology annotation, cellular component: endoplasmic reticulum; membrane. The coding region runs from base 1 to 1527 and encodes 508 amino acids. Lineage: Eukaryota; Fungi; Ascomycota; Sordariomycetes; Sordariales; Chaetomiaceae.
AUGGCGGACGCGGGACCGGGAGUGGGAGGGGAAGUAGGAGGAGGCAUACCCAGCUACAAACAGCUGAAAGAAGACUUCGUCUCCAACCUGUCGGGCGGAUCUGCGAUUGAGAUUGCCCAGGUCUGCGCCGUGGCACCUGUCGUCUCCCUCCUCUGGUCCGUCCUCCAAGCCCGCCAGUCCUUCUUCAAACCCUACACCCCGAUCGCCUUUGUCGUCGACUUCCUCCUCAACGUCGGCGCCCUCCUCCUUUCCGUGACCCUCUACUCUCGCGUGCCCCUCCUCCUCAACAUCCUCCUCUUACUGCCUGCCGGCCUCCUCUACCUCGACUCCACCGGUGGUUCCCCCCCGCGCCGAAAGAAACCCCAGGUGCCUCCCCAGGCCCAGAAGCAGCAAGAUGACACCAAGACAUCGGCAGGAGGGCUCUCUACCAAGCCCUUCCUGACCAACUACCGCGGCAACAUGCUAGUCGUCACCUGCAUCUGCAUCCUCGCCGUCGACUUCCGCCUGUUCCCCCGCCGAUUUGCCAAGGUUGAGACCUGGGGAACGUCUUUGAUGGAUAUGGGCGUCGGCUCGUUUGUCUUUUCUGCUGGACUCGUCGCGUCCCGCCCCUUGCUCAAAGAGCGCGCCAACGGCAACCACACCACACCACUCGCCACCCGUCUGAUACGCUCGCUGCGGCACUCGUUGCCCCUGCUCGCGCUCGGCGUGGUCCGGCUGCUCAGCGUGAAGGGCCUUGACUAUGCGGAACACGUCACGGAGUACGGAGUUCACUGGAACUUCUUUUUCACUCUGGGCUUCUUGCCGCCUCUUGUCGCCCUGUUCCAGUCCGCCCUUAAACUCGUGCCCUCCUACGCCGGCCUUGCUCUCCUGCUGGGCGUGUUGUACCAGGUUGUGCUGGAGAGCACCGACUUGAAAGCCUACAUCCUCACAGGGCCUCGAGUCGACCUCCUAUCCAUGAACCGCGAAGGAAUCUUCAGCUUCUGGGGCUACCUCGCCAUCUUCCUGGCCGGCCAGGACACCGGCAUGCUCGUUCUACCCCGCAAUCUCUCCCCCUCCUCUACCGGAUCCCGCCGUAAAACCCUCCUCCUCCAUCUCGCUGCCCGUUCCGCCCUCUGGACUGCUCUCUACCUCCUCACCACCGACUACACCUACGGCGCCGCGUUAACCGUCUCCCGUCGCAUCGCCAACCUGCCCUACAUCCUCUGGGUCGUCGCCUCCAACAGCGUGCUCCUCCUCGCCUUCGCCGGCGUCGACACACUCUUGUUCCCGGCUUUCUACCGCGCCCAGGAUGUCAAGACCGAAAAGGAAGUGUAUGAGACUGCCACGAGCCGGGUGUUGCGCGCGUAUAACCGGAACGGCCUGGCCGUGUUUUUGCUGGCGAACCUGCUGACGGGGCUGGUGAACAUGACUGUGCGGACCCUGGAUGUCGGGCGGAUUGCGACGAUGGGGGUAUUGGGGGGGUAUAUGGUUGUGGUCACGGGGGUUGCGGUGGGGUUGGAUGUGUAUGAUGUUAGUAUUAAGUUGUGA